This is a messenger RNA of Lacerta agilis (Sand lizard), 1728 nucleotides long. It is a transcript of the gene TMEM150A, whose product is annotated as transmembrane protein 150A. Gene Ontology annotation, biological process: protein localization to plasma membrane. Lineage: Eukaryota; Metazoa; Chordata; Lepidosauria; Squamata; Lacertidae. The record is from RefSeq and is a predicted model, not a curated record. The transcript is spliced from 8 exons. The coding region runs from base 268 to 1083 and encodes 271 amino acids.
GAGGGUUAGUUAUGCGAGGGAGGGGUACGAGGCGGGGCCGGCCUGGCCCUUUUAAAGGUCUGCAAGGGGGCGAGGGCGGCGGUGCUCCUCGUCAGUCUGCGGAGGGGACCAGGUGCCUUCUGAUGGUUCCAGUUGGAGGCCUACAGUUGUAGCGAGUGCCCACCCACCCCCUCCCUUUUCCUCUUUUCCUUCCCCCCUCCCCUCCCUCCCUCAUCUGAAUCUCCCCCCCUCCCCACCACACAUGUUGUUGUGUACUUGCACUCACUAAUGACAGCGUGGAUCAUCCUCCCCAUUAGCCUCUCUGCCUUCUCGAUCACUGGAAUAUGGAUUGUGUAUGCCAUGGCAGUAAUGAACCACCAUGUGUGUCCUGUUGAGAACUGGUCAUAUAAUGAGUCCUGCUCUGCUGAUUCUGCCAAGCAUGGAUACCCCAAAAGCUGUUGCACCUUGGAGGAUGUCCCUUUGAUCAGUAAAUGUGGCACGUAUCCUCCUGAAAGUUGUCUCUUCAGUCUUAUUGGGAAUGUUGGGGCUUUCAUGGUGCUGGUGAUCUGUUUCCUGCGCUAUGGGCAGCUGAUAGAACAGAGCCACAGUUCCUGGGUGAACACAACUGCGCUGAUCACAGGCUGUAUCAACGCUGCUGGCCUGGUUGUGGUCGGCAAUUUCCAGGUGGACUAUGCCAAAUCCCUCCACUACAUCGGAGCCGGUGUGGCCUUCCCGGCAGGCCUGCUUUUUGUCUGCCUUCAGUGUGUCCUCUCCUACCAUGUUGCCAUCUCUGUCCUGGACUUCUGGGUGGCACAUCUACGUGUCUUCCUUACCACUGUGGCCUUAAUUUCCCUUGUCCUGAGUGGAAUCUUCUUCAUCCACGAGAGCUUCCUUCUGCAGCACCUGGCUGCCAUCUGCGAAUGGGUCUUCGUCAUUGACAUCCUCAUCUUCUACGGCACGUUCACCUUCGAGUUUGGUGCCGUCUCCAAUGACACCAUGGUGGCUGCACUGCAGCAUUCGAACAGCAGGGGGUGCAAAUCACCAGGAAGCAGCAGCACCUCAACUCACCUUAACUGUAACCCUGAGAGCAUCGCAAUGAUCUGAAGGAAACGGGUGGGGGUGGCUUUGCUUUUCCAUCCCACACCCGGCAGCUUUGGUGAGCUGUCUUUUUUUUCCCCCAAUGGGGGAAGAGGGGCACCUUUUCCCUCCUGGCGAUUUUAAUUUUGUACCAAAAGAUUUUUUAAAAAAGAAAAAUAUUAUUGGUGCCAACACUCCCCCUCUAAUUCCCCCCUGUCGUUGCUCAGUGCUGCACUCUUAAGGGAGGAAAGACAGUGCCUGUUUGUCGUAAGAGCACUGGGUGGCAGGAAGCAGAACUCUCAAAUAAGCCCCCACCUAUAUAGCUUGGAUCAUGACAGCCUUCCCUGAAAACCUGUCCUUGCUGGCAGCUAAGCUUUCUCACCCAACUACUGCACACACACACACACUCUGGGUGUUGGACUACAGUUCCCACCAGUAUGGCCAGGUGAUGCUGAGGCUGCUGGGAGCUGUAAUCCAAUGCGCCUGGAGGGCAGCAGGAGGUUGGGGGAGGUUGCUGCAUAGCCUGACCCUCUUGCUGCCCCCCCCCCCCCAGGGCCUGCAGACUGGUGCCAAAGGAAACGCUGUUUCCAGAUUCAUUUACAAGCAGAGCCAGACUCAUUUCCCACAGGUGCUUGGGAUUGUUUGGGUGCCUGCAGACAAUGGCUGCUCUUG